AUGUCUGGAUGGGAAUAUGAGAGAGGAUUUAGAAUCUUCAGAGUUGACAAAGAGCUUGAGAGAGGAAAAAUCAUAUCUCCUGAGCUCUUAAAGAGCAUCAAUGAAUCAAGAAUCGCAGUCAUCGUUUUCUCUAAAAACUAUGCUUCUUCGUUAUGGUGCUUGGACGAACUGGUGGAGAUCCUUGAGUGUAAGAGGAGUAAGGGGCAGAUAAUUUUGCCUCUCUUCUACGACGUCAAACCAACGGAUGUCAAGAAACAAACGGGGGAUUUUGGUGAAGCUUUUACCCGCGCGCAUGAAGGAAUUCGUACUGCAAACCAGAUGGAAAGAUGGAGGACAGCUUUAAAGAAAGUAGCAGUCAUAAGCGGGUUGGAAUUAGAAGAUGUAGCAAAUGGGUAA
Cornus florida is the source of this 396-nucleotide messenger RNA. Its product is annotated as probable disease resistance protein RPP1. Lineage: Eukaryota; Viridiplantae; Streptophyta; Magnoliopsida; Cornales; Cornaceae. Gene Ontology annotation, biological process: signal transduction. The transcript has 2 exons. The coding region runs from base 1 to 396 and encodes 131 amino acids. The record is from RefSeq and is a predicted model, not a curated record.